Molecule: messenger RNA, 1648 nt
Organism: Epinephelus moara (kelp grouper)
Lineage: Eukaryota; Metazoa; Chordata; Actinopteri; Perciformes; Serranidae
Gene: edn1
Product: endothelin 1
Exons: 5
Coding region: 221-826 (201 amino acids)
Biological process (GO): vein smooth muscle contraction; intracellular calcium ion homeostasis; regulation of vasoconstriction
Cellular component (GO): extracellular region
Molecular function (GO): endothelin A receptor binding; endothelin B receptor binding; hormone activity
Source: RefSeq, a predicted model, not a curated record
GAAGCGCUUGUAUAAAGUCAAAAGGCUGCACAUGUGGGGCCACACUGACACAGAGAGACUCCACACUGACGCCUCUGCGCUCCUGCGUGAAUCUCUGAGGACGAUCAGCGAAACAUUGUGCCGAGGAGGGAAACACUGGAUGGUUAUUUGUCCACCUUUGGAGGAUUAUUAAUUGAUUGAUUACUUGAUUUAUAUUUUUGAUUCACAAGAACCUGGAGAAAUGGAUGUAUACAUUUUGAUUUCCGUGUUGUCAGUGAUGCACUCCUGGAUGUUGUGGACAGCGCUGUCAGCACCAGCUGGAGAGACACCCACUGUGCCCACCGACACUCAGCGGCCCCAUGUGCGGACCAAACGCUGCUCCUGCGCCACUUUCCUGGACAAGGAGUGCGUCUACUUCUGCCACCUGGACAUCAUCUGGGUCAACACACCUGAGCGCGUGGUCUCAUACGGACUGGGCAACGCUCCCAGGACGAGGCGCGCAGUCGCGGACUCCAUGGCAACGAGCAGCGGACCUCGCUGCCAGUGUCUCCGCCAAAACGACAACACAUGCAGAAACUUCUGCCGGCCGGAAAACCACCUCAGGUAUGAAACAUCGCCAGAGACGGUGAUCCGCUCCGCCGAGGGCGAUGGUUGUGUUGGGGCGCAGUGCAAACACAAGCUGGCAGCCGACACGGGCAGGAUUAAGAGGAUGACACACAGCAACAAGAAACGGGUGUCACCUCCAGCAAUCAGGGCUGCUUUGAAGACCCGUCUGCUGCUGGAGAAGUGGAGGGUGAGACAGCACCACAGGGCGAGAUCAUGGGAGGGCGAGAGCACGGCCUCCUAAAGAUGACAGAUCACCUCCGCACCUUGUCACACACAGAGGGGAAAGGGUUUCGUAAGCCCUUCUCUAAAGCCAGUGGGCAGCCCUGUGGAAGACAACAGAGAGCCCCCAACGAGGAUGGCAAACGUUGGCUUCAUGGCUGCGGUGUCAGAGCAUUCACAACUCUGCUUGGCUGCACUUCAGGCAAAGGAACGAGGUCACAGACAAUAUGGGGAGUUCAGGUGACAGGAGAUAAGCCGAACAGUGGACUUGACCUCAGUCUGCAGAAUCAAGGACAUUUAUUGAUCCUGUAGGUGUCACGGUCAGACCCUUUGGACUCAAUCACCAAUAGCAUUUCAUCUUACUGGAAGGAUUUAACAUAAAUCCUCUGUUACAGAAAAUACAAAUCACUGCCGUAUACGGGUGAAGGCAGUUCUGCUUAUUAUAUUUCAAAACACCAUUAUACAGCUGCAAAAGCAGACUGUUAAACCUGUGUAGAAGGGAUUAUGUGCCUUGUGUCACUGCUUUACACAAGACACUUUCUCACCGACUGAAACUAUUUACUGCAUUUUACGUAACAGGUCGUCUCCUGUGUGUCAGGUCAUUGUAGCUAUGCAGUACUGUAGCUGCUGGGAGUUUUCCAUGCUGAUGUUAUCACAGCUUUCUGAGCAUUUAUCAUAAUUUAAUUUUUUCACUAAAUAUGUAUGUUUGCUAUUUAUUUAUUCCUUUUACGUUUUGUAUUUUGAUGGCCACAUUGGUCCGUCACAUGUUUGGGUUUGCCAUUUCUAUGAAAUGUUUUGUCACCAAGGUGCCAAAUUUUGGCCAAACUUAAAUAAAUUUUUACAC